Molecule: messenger RNA, 1816 nt
Organism: Rhizophagus irregularis DAOM 181602=DAOM 197198
Lineage: Eukaryota; Fungi; Glomeromycota; Glomeromycetes; Glomerales; Glomeraceae
Source: RefSeq, a predicted model, not a curated record
AAAAAAAAAAAAAAAAAAUGAUUUCAGCAAUAUAUUGGGUUCGUAAAGGUGUAGCAGCAGAAAUACCUGAAAAAUAUGAUCUUGAUGAUAAAGAAUAUGAUAGAAUAAAUCAAUUGGAAGCAAUAACAUUAGAAGAAACGGAGGAAGUUUCUGAAAAAAAUCAGAAUAAAAUGACUGAUGACAAUGAAAUUGAUCCUGAAUUGGCCAUAUAUAAUUUAGAUCAAUAUGACGACGAUGAGGACGAUAAACAACCCAUGUCAUUAUUUGGAAAUAUGAAAGGAUUGGCGUAUUACACUUCAAAUGAAGAUGAUCCGUAUAUAACUCUUAAUGAUGAGGAUGAUGAAAAAGAGGAUGUACGAAUUCUACAAACUGAUAAUAUUUUGGUAGCAGCAAAAACUGAAGAUGAAGUCUCACAAUUGGAAAUUUAUGUUUACGAAGAAGCUGAGGAUAAUCUCUAUGUACAUCAUGAUAUAAUGUUACCAUCCUUUCCUUUAUGUUUGGAAUGGUUGGACUUUAGAUUGGGUAGGAAAGCUGGAACUGAAGGUAGUGGAAAUUAUAUUGCUGUAGGAACAUUUGAUCCAGAGAUUGAAAUUUGGGAUCUCGAUACUAUCGAUUCAAUGUAUCCUGAUGCAAUAUUGGGCAAACAAGAAGGAAAUCAAAAAAAGAAGAAGUCAAAAAAGCUGAAUGCUGAUUUUCAUAUCGAUUCGGUUAUGUCCUUAUCAUGGAAUAAGAAUCAUAGAAAUUUAUUAGCAAGUUCUUCUGCUGACACUACUGUAAAAUUAUGGGACCUUCAAUCUUUAAAAUGUGCGCAUUCUUUUAAUCAUCACAAAGACAAGGUUCAACAAGUUGAAUGGCAUCCAAUAGACUCAACAAUUUUGCUUACAGCUUCUUUCGACAAAAGUGUUGCAGCAUUUGAUAGUCGCGCUCCUACAAGUGUUGCAUUUUGGAAUACUGGUAACGCAGAUCCGGAAUGUAUUAAAUGGGACCCAUUUUCACCACAAUAUUUUUAUGUUAGCUUAGAAUCGGGUUUAGUAUUAUAUUUUGAUGCUAGAAACUUUAAUCAAGCAUCUCCUGUUUUCACUUUACAUGCCCAUGACUCUGCUGUAUCGUCAUUGGAUGUAAGUAGUUCUAUUCAAGGAUGUAUAGUAACGGGAUCUACUGAUAAGUUGGUUAAAGUUUGGGAUGUUAAAGAUAUGAAACCUAAUAUGGUCACAAGUCGAGAUUUGGGAGUGGGUAAAGUUUUUACCACACAAUUUUGUCCAGAUUCACCUUUUCAAUUGGCCGUGGCUGGUUCAGAAGGGAAGGUAUUUAUUUGGGAUUUAUCAAGCAAUGCUGGAAUACGUAAUUCAUUCAAAGGAAGAUGUACUGUUCCAUUUUUAAGCGAAUCGACAAUUAUAGAAAAACCUCCUGUUACAGUAGCAUUAGAUGAAAGCGAACGUGAAGAUGAAGAUGAUGAUGAUGAUGAUGAUACGGAAGAUAUUGAAGAUGAUAGUGGGGAUGAUGUAUAAUAACCAUUAAUAACUAUUUAAUAUAAUUAAUAUAAUUUUUAUAUUAAAUAAAUUAAUAUUUCGCUAUUUAUGAAACAAUAUAUAUAUAUAUAUUUUAACAAAAGAAUUGUAUAUAUAUUCUACCAAUAGCAAUAGGAAGUUAAAAGCUAAUAGAAUCAUUUUAUUAAACAUUAUAAAGAAACCACGUAUUAUACAGUAUUUUUUCAAUAGGAAAAAUAAAACACUGAGAAACCUUCAUAGCUAACUUUUUUUUAAGGUAAUAUAUUUUAUAUAUAUAUUUAUAUAUGAAAACAGAGAAAACUAACAUU